UGCUUGUCAGGAACUUCGAAGGGCAGAGGACCGGGCACCCCCGGUGUAUUUAUUCAGGAGACUGAGAGAUCAUGUUUCUGUAGAGUCAGCUCCAGGGCCUAAUACUCUUCCGUCCUAGUUUGAAGGGCCUUAGACUGGCGACGCAGGGGUUCGAACCUGUGUUCUGCUCGUUACUAGCCUUUGCGUCCAAAGAUGCGUCACCCAAACUUGGAACUUGAGCUUUCUCCCUGAAAUGGGAGAUGACGGUAUGCGUGGUGUCGCUCUCCUGAGGGUCGGCUGUGGUCGUGAAGGUGAACACGAGAGGCUGGCUCGGUUCGGUGUCGUUAUUAAGAAACUCACGCCGGUUCCCUAACCUGGGGAAGAGGUGUGUUGUGCUUUCAGAGUCAGGUCCUGAGUCAGAAGCGGAACUAGAGCAGCAGAUGAGAAGGCGUCUCCAGCCUGCCGGAGCUCACGUUUCCGCGGGGCAUCGGGGCAUCGGGCGGCAAGGAGCGAGUACGUGCUGUUAUUUCAGACGGCGGAUUAAAUUAAAAGGAUUUACCAUACAUCUUAUGACUCUUUACUGGAGCCUUGGGAGAUAGAUAUGUUUUCUAUAAAUGGAGCAUAGUUGGAUUUCAUAGUUGGAUUUUUUAACCUAAUGGGAGGAACCUUUGUCUUUUAACAGAUAAAGAUGAAUGUCAUGUCUCAGCCAACACUGAAAAUGUGAAGUUUAGAAGACAUUUGCUAAGUCGAGUCACCUCAUGCAAAUUGUUAUUCAAGUCAAAGACAUCAUAAUGCAGAGUGCUGUAGCGGUACCACCAAAAGAUCAAGGUGAAUCAAACAGCCCUCCUGGAACGAUUCGGGGUGGGAAGGGUCUGCAGGGUAAGAGUCAGUUUCGAACCAUCGCUCCAAAACUUGCGCCCCAAGUCCUGGCGCCCCGAGUGCCCCCGGGCCCGGCGCCCUCCCUCUCUGACCACGCGCAUCCAGGCCCCUCCCUCGGCUCGAAGGCGCUGGGGAUGCCCCCCCCGAAUUACGCGCUGAUGCAGGUGGCCGGCCAGGAGGGGACCUUCUCUCUUGUCGCUCUGUCACAUGUCGCCUCGGCCCAGCCGCUCCAGAAACCCAGACUGCCUCUGCCCAGGGACCUGAAGCUUCCCAUCCCCCGGUACCAACGCCCAGGACACGGCAGCGGCGCGAGGAAGAAACCGGGGUUCAGCUCCUCCGACAGGGGCUGUAGCCAAGCUCCGGCCCAAACCCAAGCGGCCCCGCCCCUGCCUGAGCAUCCCGAGGCCCCGCACAAGCCCAGCCCACCCAAGCCGGCGCUGGCACCCGGCUGGGCCCCGGCCUCACUGACCGGUGGGGGUGGCCAUGGAGACCCUGGGCCCCCAGGGACCAGCGACCACGGAGGUCGGGGCCCUCCCGCCGGCCCAGCGCUGCCCACUCCGGAGGAGCCCUCUGCCGAGCGGGGCCCCCCGAAGAGUUCAGGGAGGGCAGGCGUUGCAGGCAAGAAGCCCUCCAGGAGGCCUGCCGUUGCCAGGGGAGAACUUAGAGAACAGGUCGACCUUGGUCGAGCCGCGACCCAGUUGUCGCCAGGCGUUACUGGGAGCGCGGUUCAGGAGGUCUCUUCCAGCCCCAGAGGUAAACUGCCCGUCCUGCCCGACUCGAGAACGAGGGCGUCGCAAGUUUACGAAGGCGGAGCAGCUGUGAACGCUGCGCAUGUUUCUCUCCCUGGGCUCAGGGCAGCCGCUGAUGAGACCUCGCCCACCGCGGAAGGCUUCUGUCCGGCCCCCCAGGCGGCCGGCGGGGGACCUGUCCCACAGGCGUCGCGGCAGAGCCCCUGCGACAGGGCCUGCUGUCCGGCCACCGAAGCCGACCUCAACCACAAAACAAAACCGAACGGCGGGGCAGCCGAGAGAAGAGGAAGAAAACGGAAGGCCCCGGAUGAACGUCUGACCUUUCAGGGCAGAAGGAGGCAAUGUGCCAUUAGUAAGUGUAAAGAUGGCAAGGAAAGAGCCAAAGCCGACCGCCAGGAAUCCAGGGACCUAAAACCUGGGGCUGUGAAAAAGUACCGCAGCAUCAUGCCCAAGCCUGUUCUGGCCCUGCCGGCUCCCCCGGCCUCGCCCGCGGCCACGUCACAGCCGCCCGCGCCCGGCAGCCGGGGGCGCGCGUCGUUCACUCACCCCCUCGCCGCCCCCAAGCAUCCGGGCUGCAGGCAGGACGACGGCCCCUCCCCGAAGCCCGGCUCGGCCUUCAGAAGUGGGCCCUGCGGCCUCCAGAAGCCUCGGCACGGGUGCCACGUGUGCGAGCGCGCCUUCCAGCCCACGCAGCACCCCCGCGAGCGCGCCCGCACGCACAGCGACCGCCGGCCCUACAGCUGCCGGCUCUGCCGCAAAGCCUACGUGCGGCCGGCCGGCCUGAGCGCACACGUGCGGCUGCACCACGGCGACUCCUGGCCCCGGAGGCUCGCGUGCUGUGAAUUCUGCGCGAAGGCGUUCGGCCACGUCAGGGUCUACUUCGGCCACCUGAAGGAGGUGCACGGGGUGGCCGUCAGCACCGAGCCCUCCGCCCGCGGGCCGCAGCCGCAGCCGGGGGACCUGCGGAGGACCGGGGAGCAGACUGCCCGAGGGAUGCAAGGGCCGGUGGACAGGGAGACCAAGUCCAGCCUGGAGGAAGCCCUCCUUCUAAACCAGGCUGAUGAGGUCAAAUUCCACAUCAGAUGCGGCCGCUGUCAGAUCACUGCCCAGUCUUUUGCUGAAAUCAAGUUCCACCUGCUUUACGCUCAUGGCGAGGAAAUCCAGGGCCAGUUGCAAGAGGAGACCUCACCCUCCGCGGGAAGCAGGGGAGCUCAGGGAGAAGUGGUUCAGCAGGCUACUCCUUUCUGGAAACACCCUGAGAGAAGAAAGCAGCUUAAGCACCGUCCCUUGGACGGGGAACUCUGUGCGAUCCCCAGAUUGAAAAAGCAACUCUACCUCCGUCAUCAGAAUGAUGUGGAGAUGCUGGCGAAACAUGAAGGAGCCCAGCCAGGACCCAGUGAGCCCGGAGGACACCCCCAGGGCCCCGACGCGGCCCUCUGCCUGCCCCAGCCUGGCUUUAACUGCGUCCUUUGUGCCCAGACGCUGGGAAGGAAGGAAGAGCUGCUCCUGCACUGGGGAGAGCAGCACAGGUGCGAGGACCCUCCGAAGCUCUGGCCGAUUCUCUGCGCGCUCUCCAGCCAGGGGGCGCUCGAACCUCCAGCGAACCGGAAAUGAGGCGGGGAGCCGAGGCGAGGGGGCGUUUUCUCUCCGCUGCCUCUGUUCCACGGUGGCGCUUAGCACCAAAAAUCCAACAGGUGAGGGUCAGCGUUAACGAGCAGAAGUGAGUUUGUACAGUUUUAUUUUAUUAUGAAAUAUGUAUGUACAUAUGCCCUUGAUGCAUAUUUUUCUGACAUAAUGCAGUUUUGUUUUAAAAUUCUAUGUCCUGUUAGUAUCUGAGACUUUAUUUCA
Kogia breviceps (pygmy sperm whale) is the source of this 3455-nucleotide messenger RNA. The record is from RefSeq and is a predicted model, not a curated record. NCBI's taxonomy places the organism in Eukaryota, Metazoa, Chordata, Mammalia, Artiodactyla, Physeteridae.